Molecule: messenger RNA, 1455 nt
Organism: Aspergillus calidoustus
Lineage: Eukaryota; Fungi; Ascomycota; Eurotiomycetes; Eurotiales; Aspergillaceae
Source: the annotation of a GenBank genome assembly
CUUCUUUCUCCCUGUCUCUGCCUUUUCCUCUUCUCUUCUCUUCCCUUCUCCUUCUCUCUUCAUCGAUCCUCUCUGGUAGAGUCCGUUCUCUCGUUCUUGCACUUCAGUGUCUGAGACACGUUCAUUCUUUUCAGUCAUUCCUUCAACUUAUUGCUUCGCGAAUUGAGUUCGCAGCUUUGCCUUCCUUUGAGGACUUACCAAGAUCAGACAUUGACUGUCGACAUCCUCACAAUGCAGUUUACCUUUAAGCUCUCUGUUGCUCUUCUAGGCGCCUUGGUCGCCGUUGGAGAGGCUACCCAUGGUCGUCAAGUUCGCCAUGAGAGGCGCUUCCAACCGAACGGAUUCUCCAACCUAACGACUACUACAACCUAUAUCACGGUCUUUCCAACCCCGACUCCUCUUUCUUCUGCGCCAGUCACACCUGUUUUACCUGUCUCGCCGAGUACUCCCAUAGUCAGCCCUGUUUCGCCAGUCACACCUAGCUCAUCUUCUGUGGCUGUGAUUCCUACUAGUACUCGUACCCCGAGUCCCAGCUCCUCUGUUCCCAUUAUCCCAAGUACUCCUGUUAGGCCGGUCACCCCUGUCUCUCCAAUUACGCCUAGCUCGUCAUCUGUGCCCGUGAUCCCUACUAGCCGCACUCAUACACCCAGUAUUCCUCUCACCACGAGCCCGGCCCGGCCAGGAACCACCAGCAUCGGCUAUGAGACCGAGGGGCCGGGUGAGGUUGUGACCAUCACCUACACAUUGGGCACGGGCACUACGACAAGUGUUGUCACGACUACCAUCCACAAGACUCGCACACGUACUGAAACCGUCUAUGAGACUCUCGCCCCUGGAGGAGACAACACUGACGUGGUGACCACUACCGUGACCUCAAUUGAUGGGUCUCUUACUGCUCCUGGUGACAACACUGCCGUCGUAACUUCCGCCGCGACUGCAGGUGGCGAGGCUCCCUCCUCGGGUGCCGUUUUUUUUAUUUUUUCAACCACUACCUUUAUCUACACUGUGCGCCCGGUUCCUACAAGUUCUUCAGGCUCUGGUUCUUGGACCGACUCCGGUUCUGGGGCCUGUGGCCCUCAGGCUACGGUUACAGUCACCGAAUCCUUUACCGUCACCACUGCUGGACCCACUGCUACCUACACCGAGCCUGAGAACAACAACCAGCACGCUACCACGCGUCCUGGUCGCCCCGGUCGUCCUAACCAUCCUCAUCGACCACCUCACGGCCACGACGAUGAUGAGGAGGAGGAGGAGGAUGAAUCUGGCAACGGUCCUGUCCCGACGACCACCUACACGCCUGUCAUCCCAACUUACACACCCCCUCCGUUCCCAACACUUCCUCCUCAUAACAACGGCACACGCCCUGGAACCAGCAGCGGCUACGCAAGGCCCACCGGCUUCGUCACCAGUAGUCGAGGGCCCGCUCCCACGAACUGGCGUCGUCGAUAUAUCUAA